This is a messenger RNA of Exophiala oligosperma, 731 nucleotides long. RefSeq lists its product as uncharacterized. NCBI's taxonomy places the organism in Eukaryota, Fungi, Ascomycota, Eurotiomycetes, Chaetothyriales, Herpotrichiellaceae. The transcript has a single exon. Bases 131 to 640 code for a protein of 169 amino acids. The record is from RefSeq and is a predicted model, not a curated record.
CGUUUCUCCGAGCGGUCCAUGCACAUCGUCGCGCCCAUCUCGCUCGCCAUGGCCGGGUUCAUCAUCGCGACGGCCAGCAUGGCCCUCGCCGCGCGAUAUUUGAGUCUGUUUCUCAUGCUCGGAGGUGUCUAUGGCAGCUACAAUGUCGCCCUGGCCUGGAUAUCUUCCACCUUGCCGCGGCCCGUGGAGAAGCGCAGCGCCGCCAUCGCUCUCAUCAACACCUUCGGGAACAUCGCCCAGAUCUACAGUCCUUACAUGUACUUGCAGGAGAUGGGUCCUCGGUACCUGGCCGCCAUGGUCGCGAACGCUUGCUUCUGCAUCGCGUGUUUCUUGGCAACUUUGGUUUUACGAUGGGCGCUGGUCAAGGAGAACGCGAAGCUGGAGAAUGCCGCAGCCGACAUCGCCCUCGGUGCCAAUGAUAAAACUGAAAAUGUCGAACGUGACGGAGAGUACGAGCUGGGCUUCGCCGCCACGGAGCAACGCUUCAGAUAUGUCUUGUAGAAAGCUAGUAAAUGAAGAAUUGGAUAGAAGGGGGCCAGACACGUAUGUCAAUCCGGCCGGCUUCUUGCCUCGUUUUACUGGUGACGUUCUCGCAGCUGUCAACGAGAAUGUUCUCGAGGACCGGCCUGCCCGAACGUGAAGAGAUAAUUCUCAUUGAUUGCCUGAUUCUAGGUCUGGCCACGAGAUGGUUCGUAUCCUUGAGAUGGUUUGAUGUAUGCAGGAUGCUGGUG